ACGUGUGUAGAUGCGACGCAUAAUAAUGGGACCACCUUAGACGUAUAGCCCCGACACCCGGGCGCAUUUUCAAUAUAACGAAAUAGCAACAACUCCUAUCCUCAGUCUUACCACGACGUCGCAGGCCUAUUAUCUGAGCUGUCUAGCGCUAUCUCCCCGCUCUUUCGUUCCCCGCGCCUCCGCCUCAUCCACACACAUGCCGUGACUGUGUAGGUAAGUAUAAAGGGGAAAGACAAGGGGGGUAAGGCGGGGGAGCGACCAGAGUCUCUUCGAGAUGGCACCGACUAUGUUCCACCGCUUCCACGGCAGGGAGCGGUGCGAUGAGUGCGGUGCGCGGCAGUGGUACGCGGAGGACACGCUUCGGUACUGCCGAAAUGGGCACCGGCUCGAGGGCUUUGCCGAGCACGUCGAAGAUGAAGACGCAUUUAGCACACGAGGGAAGGUGUCGCGCCGCCAACGAGAGCCCCGCAGCAAUCGAGACCACCCCGCCGUCAAGCUCACCGGCGACGACGCCCGGGAGCUCUAUCUCGAGGCCCUGCAGUUCGUCCUCAUGAAGCUCGUGCGUGGGCUCCUAGAACGAGGGAGCUUCCCCGCCGACUACGAGGCCAUCGUGCGCGCGCUCUGGACUCUCAGAGUGAGGGACCUGCCCCUGAGGGAAGUUGACGAUAGUACUAGGGGGGCGGAGGCGGCCAGGAGACGCCGCUCUAGAAGCGCCUCGUCGGCAGCUAGCUUCUCCAGCGAGUUAGGGGCCGACGACGGUUCCGUCUUUUCAGACACUACAACAGCCUCCUGGGCCCCGGACGCCAGACGGCGGUGGAAGCUGCCGAGGCUCAUCGACGCGCUGGCGCUAUGCUACUUGGGAGGCCUGGUGAUGCGGCUACCGAUAACGACGGCGGACUUCUGCAACUGGGUACAGAGGGGGGAGUUGGAUUAUCUCGCGGUGAUCAAUAGCAUCCCUCACAACGUCCGGCAACGGCUCCCCGCAGAGUACCAUCGCGCGCUACAAGUCAGGGACCACAUCCCGCUAGGGCACCUGCAGGCUGCUGUGCAGGGCCUCGUGAUAGCGUUCAAGAUCGGUGCGGACGUGGUGUUUCCACCCCUCAACUAUGUGCCCAUCCUCGUUCGGUUCAUAACCGAGCUGACUCUGCCUGCGGAAAUAUACUCUACCGCUAAGUGCAUCGCCGCGAUUCUAAAGACGGAUUACUCGUACCCCACGAGAAAGGGGAUACGAAAGAUGAGUAACCCCGAGGUGCUCCUGAUAUCCCUAGUUGUCGUAUCCGCGAAACUUCUCUACUCACUCGAUGGCGUUGAGCGACCUCCAAGGAACCACCAUGAUCCCCGCGUCGUAAAGGUAGACUGGGCGAAGUGGCAGGAGGCGAUGCGGGACGAUGUGGGCAAGACCGCUUCGGGCUUGCCUCGCGGUGAAGAAUAUAAGGUCACGUCUGAGGAUGUACUUACCAUGGAGGCGGAGAAAUUAGACGACUUCAUGGACUGGUUUGAGAAGAUGUGGAUAAGCGACAGGGAUCCGAAAACUGCUGAGGGGAUCCGAGAGCUCUUCGAGACACCGAAACGCCCACCCGAUCCAGCAGACCUAAACGAGAGUCCACAGCAGGAUAAUGGGAGUGACAUUGAGCGCGCAAAGAGGAGGUUUGAGGUCCUGAAUAACUCCAUGGUGAUGGUUGAGCCGGUACCCGACGAUGAUCAAGACGGCAGAGGAGGCAAUGAGAGAAGCCGAGUACUCGGCUUGUGUCCGGUCUGGCGCAGCCAGGAGGACCUCCCAGGUGCGGCGCGGGAGCUGUAUGAGAGAGCCGCGAGUCUCGUAGCCAUAAAAUUAGAUACCCUGAUACGCAUGUCAGUGCACAUCGAGAGACAGUUGGAGUUGUGGUGUAUGGAACGCGCGAGACAGCAACGAGGCAAGGGCAAGGGUAAGGCGACUCGCACAGGUGAAAAUGAGGAUUCGGAUAACAGCGGAGGGCAUUCGGAUUUGCUUAGCGAGGAUUAGUGAGAUACCCAUGGGAUAGAUAAUAAUCAGAAUUUGCCCAUUGAUAGGCGGCUGCUUGUAUAUACCCAACGGCAGAGAGCCUUCUUCAAACCAAGUUAAGGUCACGAUGCGAUAAAGGGGAAAAUACCUGUGAAAUCGGCCUCGAUAUCUACACAGAUACAUCUGAGAAAAUGAC
Messenger RNA from Durotheca rogersii, 2177 nucleotides. RefSeq lists its product as uncharacterized. The transcript has 5 exons. Bases 275 to 2002 code for a protein of 575 amino acids. Gene Ontology annotation, biological process: nucleolar large rRNA transcription by RNA polymerase I; RNA polymerase I preinitiation complex assembly. Lineage: Eukaryota; Fungi; Ascomycota; Sordariomycetes; Xylariales; Xylariaceae. The record is from RefSeq and is a predicted model, not a curated record. Gene Ontology annotation, molecular function: RNA polymerase I core promoter sequence-specific DNA binding. Gene Ontology annotation, cellular component: RNA polymerase I core factor complex; RNA polymerase transcription factor SL1 complex.